Molecule: messenger RNA, 780 nt
Organism: Tricharina praecox
Lineage: Eukaryota; Fungi; Ascomycota; Pezizomycetes; Pezizales; Pyronemataceae
Exons: 2
Coding region: 1-780 (259 amino acids)
Source: RefSeq, a predicted model, not a curated record
AUGACCAACACACCCCCACCCUCCCAGGAGUCCAUUACCUUCGCCAGCGUCUCGCAAUACCUCGACCACGUUGAGACCACGCACACCACGGACUCCACGGACACAGUCCUACUUCCGUACCUGCUCUCACUACUACAAGACGAGAUGGCGAGCGUGCCGUUGGACCAGAGACUGCGAGGGCUAGUACACUGGCUACUGACGCUGCGGUACCGGCUGAUGGACAUGGCAUUCCCGAACGGCACGGCCACGCAGCGCGAGUUCUAUGACUGCGUGCAGUGGCACGUUGACGAUGCGUGGACUGAGUUUCGCCAGUUGUUGCACACGGAGCGCGUGCAGCGGGAGGAUGUCCUCGGAGGAGGAAAUCACGCGGCUCUGUACAACGUAUUCUGGCACGAUAAUAUCUACGCACUCACGCGCUUCCUCUCCGCGGGCCUGUCCGUCAACGGUUGGAACUUUCGGCGCCAGCUUCCCCUAAUCUGGACAGCCUGCAACCGGCUGGCCGCCGACUUGAUUCUUGUUGCCAACGGCGCGGACGUCCACGCCACCACUUCCGGCCGCACCCUGCUGCACCAGGUGUUCGACGCGAGCGACCUGGUACUUGAGUGUGACCUCACAGAACCCUACAGAAAGGCCCUGAGAAUCGUAGAGUUCCUCCUGGGAAUGCACGUCGACGUACAUAAGAUUGACGAACGUGGCCGCACGGCCAUGGAUGGUGCGCUCAAUGGUUGCGUACCCUGUUUCAACGCGCUGAUCAAGGCAGGCGCGGUGCCAUGGCUGUAG